This is a messenger RNA of Fukomys damarensis (Damara mole-rat), 5365 nucleotides long. It is a transcript of the gene Tbc1d2b, whose product is annotated as TBC1 domain family member 2B. Bases 559 to 3123 code for a protein of 854 amino acids. The record is from RefSeq and is a predicted model, not a curated record. The transcript is spliced from 14 exons. NCBI's taxonomy places the organism in Eukaryota, Metazoa, Chordata, Mammalia, Rodentia, Bathyergidae.
UCUGCCUGAGAGAGUUUACCUGGGUGAACACAGAAGGCAGAGUGUUAAGCAUUAGUUAGGUAGUGACCAAUAUUUAAGUGGCAUCAUUUAUUUUUGUUUUUUAUCUAUCACCUCACUCUUACUAGAACACCCUCCCUCCGGGGGGAGGGAAAUGACUGGCUGUCACCCUCCAUCUGCCGGUGGAACUCUACCUGGCACACAGAAAGCGCUUCAUGAGUAUUUGUUUAAUUCCAGAAAGGACUGAGGCGUGGAGAGGCGGAAUACUUCGACUUUCAUUCAUGAACUCUGCAAAUAUUUACUGAGCUCCCACUCACCACCAGGCAGCAGGCCCUCUCAGUUUCACAAUGCUGGCCUUUGGCUCUGGCAGGGUGGAGACACGUUUUCUAGGGAGGCCACGAGGCCGUUUUCAGUGUGCGGUGCAGUUUCGAGUGGACACGGGUUGUGAGUCACGCAUCCUUCCAUGGGACACAUGCUCGCAUAAAGAAACAGAAACCGCCUGGAGCCUCGCAAGUGAAGGAACUGCAGCAGAAGAGAUGGGAAUAUUGCAACAGCCUAGACAUGGUGAAGUGGGACAGCAGGACAUCCCCCACCCCUGGGGAGUUCCCUAAGGGCCUUGUAGCCAGAAGUAACACAGAUGUCAUUUAUCCACACCCAAAUACUUCUGCAGAAAAAGCCAGAAAUGUCCUAGCUAUAGAAACUGUACCUGGAGAGCUGGUGGGAGAACAAGCUGCAAACCAGCCAGCCCCAGGACACCAGAAUCCCAUUAACUUCUAUUCUCUGAGACAGUGGGGCAGCGAGCUUAAGAAUUCAAUGUCAUCUUUCCGUCCUGGGAGAGGGCAUAAUGAUAGUCGGAGGACUGUGUUUUAUACCAACGAAGAGUGGGAACUUGUAGAUCCACCUCCAAAGGACCUGGAGGAGUCUGUGGUACAGGAGGAAAGGAAGAAGCAGAUACCUGAGGGAAGCAAAGGAGUAUCUGGCUCGGGAUUCCCCUUUGAUUUUGGACGUAACCCCUACAAAGGGAAGCGCCCUUUGAAAGACAUCAUUGGGUCAUACAAGAAUCGGCACAGCAGUGCAGACCCUUCCAGCGAGGGGAUGUCGGCCACUGGCAGUGUCAGGCUGGCCUCUGAGAUGCAGCUGCAGGUUCAGAGCCAGCAAGAGGAGCUGCAGCGGCUGAAGAAAGACCUGACCAGCCAGAAGGAGCUGGUUCGGCUGCUGCAACAGACAGUCCGGUCUUCCCAGUAUGACAAGUAUUUCACGAGUGGCCGGUUCUGCGAAGGGGUCCCUGGGGCUACACUGGAGCUGCUCCACCAAAAGGAUGAUCAGAUUUUGGGCCUCAGCAGCCAACUGGAGCGGCUGAGCCUGGAGAAGGAGAGUCUGCAGCAGGAAGUGAGGACCCUGAAGAGCACAGUGGGCGAGCUCAAUGAGCGGCUAGGAAUGCUGAUGGAGACCAUCCAGGCCAAGGACGAGGUCAUCAUCAAGCUCAGCGAGGGCGAGGGCAGUGUGCCUUCCCCCUCUUCGGUGCCGGGCUCCCCCCUGGCUGCCCCAGCCAGCAAGGACCAGCUGGAGUUGGACAGGCUGAAAGAUAAUUUACAAGGGUACAAGGCCCAAAAUAAAUUUCUAAAUAAGGAAAUUUUGGAACUCUCAGCUCUACGAAGAAAUGCAGAAAGGAGAGAGAGAGAUCUGAUGGCCAAGUAUUCCAGCCUGGAAGCCAAGCUCUGCCAGAUAGAAAGCAAAUAUUUGAUAUUGCUUCAAGAAAUGAAGACCCCAGUGUGCUCAGAAGAGCAGGGACCCACCCGGGAAGUCAUUGCCCAGUUGCUGGAGGAUGCGCUGCAGGUUGAGAGUCAGGAGCAACCUGAGCAAGCCUUUGUGAAGCCUCAUCUAGUCAGUGAGUAUGAUAUCUAUGGGUUCAGGACUGUGCCUGAUGAUGACGAGGAGGAAAAGUUGGUUGCUAAGGUCCGAGCCUUGGACCUGAAGACUCUGUACCUUACAGAGAAUCAGGAAGUUUCCACUGGGGUCAAGUGGGAAAACUACUUUGCCAGCACAGUAAACAGGGAGAUGGUGUGCUCUCCAGAACUGAAGACCCUCAUCCGUUCAGGCAUCCCCCAUGAGCACCGCUCUAAGGUGUGGAAGUGGUGUGUGGACCUCCACACAAGGAAGUUUAAGGAUGGUGUGGAGCCAGGCUAUUUCCAGGCCUUGCUGCAGAAGGCCCUGGAGAAGCAGAACCCAGCCUCUAAGCAGAUUGAGCUGGACUUGCUUCGGACACUGCCCAACAACAAGCACUACUCCUGCCCCACCUCUGAGGGCAUCCAGAAGCUGCGCAAUGUCCUGCUUGCCUUUUCCUGGCGGAACCCGGAUAUUGGCUACUGCCAAGGGCUGAACAGGUUGGUGGCAGUGGCCCUCCUGUACCUGGAACAAGAAGAUGCUUUCUGGUGCCUGGUUACCAUUGUGGAAGUUUUCAUGCCUCGAGACUAUUACACAAAGACUCUUCUAGGAUCCCAGGUGGACCAGCGGGUGUUCAGAGACCUCAUGAAUGAGAAGCUGCCUCGAUUGCAUGCCCACUUUGAACAGUACAAAGUUGACUAUACUCUCAUCACAUUCAACUGGUUCCUGGUGGUGUUUGUGGACAGCGUGGUUAGUGACAUCCUCUUUAAGAUAUGGGACUCUUUCCUGUAUGAGGGACCAAAGCAUUUUCUUGUACAGAUGAGCCAGACAUGUACACAACAGCCCCAGGAUGGACAGUUUCAUGCCACUUCUGACUGUGCUGUGCUGACUCUUGGAGACUACUGUCUUCAUCCAUCUGUGCAGGUUAUUUUCCGUUUUGCCCUGGCAGUUUUUAAAUACAAGGAAGAGGAGAUCCUGAAAUUGCAGGACUCAAUGUCUAUAUUCAAGUAUCUCCGCUACUUCACUCGCACUAUUCUUGAUGCUCGGAAGCUGAUCAACAUCUCCUUUGUGGACCUGAACCCCUUCCCCCUGCGCCAGAUCCGGAACCGACGUGCCUAUCACCUGGAGAAGGUGCGGCAGGAACUGACUGAGCUGGAGGCCAUCCGUGAGGACUUCCUGCGUGAGCGGGAGCCUGGCCCUGACAAGGGUGGGCUGGUCAGCGAUGAGGAGGAGGAUGCCUGAGUGACGCCUAAGAUACUGUUUUGUGCUGUGGUAACCAAAGUAUGUCCAAGGGGACUGCAGGGGUCCCUGCUCAUUUAAUGCCCAGGUGCAACAUUUAUGGUCUCUGGGACUCUGCGGGGCAGAUGUCCAGAGCCAGACUGCACUUUCUUAUUUCCCACUUGGGGCUGGAGAGAGGUCUGCUCUGUUUACAGCCAGCGCCGUGCUGUAGCAUUUGUUCACAUGUGUCGCAGUCCUGCUUUCUGCCUGAUUGGUGAAUCACUGCACUUAUCAGCUGGUUGUCUCCGAGAGCCUGUUUACAGAUUAUGCCAGCUGGGUUGGUCUCCACCCCAUGAAAACCGGCCUCAGUGGGCACUUCCCAUGUUGUUACUCCUCUUGUAUAUAGUGGGCAGCUGUGUGUGUGUGUGUGUGUGUGUGUGUGUGUGUGUGUGCGCGCGUGUGCGCGCGUCUUAAAUGGCAGCACUUGGAGUGUGCUUCAGAGUGUGGCUGUUCCCAUGGGGUGAGGUCAGUGUGCAGAGGGGCUUCCUUAAAAAGAAAGCACACCUUGUUCUGGAGCAGCCUCCGCUGGAAGCCCAGGAGCCUUCCUCUGUCCUCCCAUGCACAGCCAUUCACUAGUGGUUCCCCACCACAUGGGGGCCCUGGUCCUGCACCAGCCCCAUGUGUGUUUGCAAGUGGCUGAUGGUUCUGCCCCAGCUUGCCCUGUGCCUAGCACCUCACUGCAAGUGUUUGUGGAAAACUUUUCAUCUGGGAGGUGACUUAUGGAAGCCAUUCUCCAUGUUUGCUUGGGGUAGGAUUUCAGGUGAAUUGCCUGGCCCUGGUGAGGGUGCAGAAGCAGCUUCAGGGUUCUUUGCGGGUGGCUGCACAGCUGCUGGGCAAACUUGCCCAGCAGCCACCAUAGGUUCCACGGUAGCCGAUGCUCCCAUGUCUUCCUGCACUGAAGUUGGCAGUACCUUUGCUGAGAUCAGGCCUCAUGGGAGCUCUCACCCAGCUCCACCCUGGCUGCCAGACAGCCUUGUCCUUGGUGAAGAUGUGGGGGGUCCAUGUGGCCUCUGACGUGGCAGGCUGCCAGGCAGGUCCUGGCUAUUUUUGUUGAACCCCUUAGGACCAUCCUUGAAGUGUGGGUGCUGUGAGUGAAUGUUUCCUGGCACAGUAUUACUCAACACAAGAAAAACAGUCUUACAUGGAGUAUUUUACACUACCUGAAAAAAAAAAAAAAGGAAAUGCUCUCUAGUUGAUAUAAACACAAUUGGACUAAGAAUUGAGGCAAUGCAGUUUCAAGAAAUGCUCUGGUAAGGAGUUUUCCUUUUUUUGUUUUUUUUCUGUCAGCUUUCUAGUGGUUUCAUGGUUUAAUUGGUACUUCAGUACACUAGGCUGAACUUGGAUUUUGUCUUUGGGGGAGCUGGUGUCUCUAUUCAGCCACUUUUCUCUUCAGGUAUCAGAAACAUGUCUUGCCAUUGUACGUCUUUGCAGUUGGUUUUUGAGGCCUGGCUUUAGAAAGCAGCAUGUGAAGGGGGAGCCACAAUCACCCACUGUUCUCAGGUAUGGGCCACCUGCUGACAGACCCCACCCCACCUCCCACCAGAAGUGACGGCUGUCAGCCAGGGACAGCUGCUGAGAAGGUGCAGGGGACAAGGGUGUGUGUGUGUGUGUGUGUGUGUCUGGGGUCAGCUCCAGCUGCUCUCAGUUUCUAGUUUCCAAGUCAGUUUCCCAUACAAGGUGCCAGCCCAAGCUGCUAUGUUCAGGAGCCAAGAGUAGCCCCUCAGGACUGAGCUUUCUGGUCCAGCAUGCUUGGGAGAGAUGCAUCGUCACAGUGCCUACACAGCUGGGGCUGCUCUGUGGCCAGGCAGUGUGAGAGCAGAGUGAUCUGGAGAUGGAGCCUUCUAGAGGUCCUCCCUGGAAAAGUGUGCUGAGUGUCUGGAGCUGGCACUGGCAGGGGUGAGGGUUGGGGAGGUGUUUGCCAGGUUCCAGGCUGGAGACAGGACAGACCAAAUCCCGUUUUGCAUUGACACUUCUCAUGCUGUCCUCUCCCACAGCGGAGAUACCGCUCCUGUCCCUGGCACCCUUCAGGCCCCUCCAUCAGCUGCCUGUGUACCUUCUGGCCAAGGCUGGUGCACACUGCUAAUCUUACUGUGUCCAUCUGCUAGCCACAUAUGCAUGUGCCAGGGCUAGAGGAGUUGCCAACUUGGCAGUUUUUUGGUUUUUUUUUGGUACCAGGGAUCGAACUCGGGUCCUUGCUCUUGUGAAG